GACCCCCCCCCCCCCUCUAGCGCUGUCGCUGUGAAUCACAAGUUGACAAAACAUCCGCUACUUUGCCGAAUUGUUUGGAUGUUAUCAAGAGACACAAUGCCGUAUUUGUGCUGAAAUGAGUGUGUUUGGAGAUUUUAGGCGCGUUUGGGUGAAACGUUUUCCGAACAGUGACCUGCCAGCAGCUUGGGAAGAGGAUGUGAGGGCCAACCUAGCCAAACACAAACAAAAGGUCGCUGUCCUGCGGGAGGAGUUAGAGAAAGAAGAAUUUUAUGUAGAAUAUUUAGAAAGGCUUCUCCAAGAUGUAGCCGCAAGCAAGAAAGAAAAUGGGUCAGAACCGACACCCUCUAAAGUGCCAGAUGGUGACAAGAGUGGUAUCCCCAAUAACCAGGUGGGGUUAGGAUCGUCUGGUGGGGAUGAUGACAAUUCUGAUGAGUUUGACUCAAGAAUCAUCAAGUCUGGCAGUAAAGACUCUAUCGAUCAAUGCAUCACAGAAUUGUCUCGGGGUUUGUCUGAAAACGACAUCUCCUCCUCAUCUCAGGUUGUUCAAACAGCCAAUUGCCAUGAGCCACAUGAAGCUCUGGAACAAGAGGUGGCCCCCAUUCAAGAAGAAACUAGCUCUGGUAUUACUCCAGAUCCGUCCAACUAUAUAACUGUUAUUGAAGUGAACAGUGUUGAUGCCAAAGGAGUGAAAGAAAAAAGUAUCGCCAGUAAGGAAGCUCCACUUCCAAGAACUGCUGCACCUGUCAGGAAGGCCCCACCCAUCCCUCCUCCUAAACGGUUCACCAAAGGGAAAGAUGGAAAUGUGGAAAUUACCCCAAUUAGUUUGGCUGAGGCCAAGAAGCGUAGAGAGGAGGAAGAUGCUGCUGUCGCAGCUUUGAAUGAGGCAGUUGAAGCUGCUGAGGCUACUCAAAAGAGGAAUGAAGAGGGUACUGACAAAGAUCCAGAUUAUAAAGAUCCAAUAGAUAUGCUUGAAGAUGAAGAGGAAGAGGAGCCUUACUAUGAUUCAGUACCCUUAGAUGACACCGGAGGUCUUGUGUCUGAUGUUGAUGAUGCUGAGUUCACUGAAGAUAGUGAAGAUGCUAGGAGUGCGACUCUUCCAAGUCAUGCUUGGCUACAAAAUAAGGGAGCUUCACCAUCACCUGUGUUUACAUGCGAACCCGAAAGCCCUGGAAAAAACUCAAACUAUGUCAAUAUUGAUUACUUUAUUAUGCAAAGAACUGGAGGAGCAACUCGUAGCAGCUCUGUUGAAUCAGAAGAUGACAGUGAAGUACCACCUUUAAUGCGAACUAUAUCAAUGGACACAGAGCCUAAUGAUGAUUUACUAAGCACUGGGAGCUUUUCUGAGGCUAAUUAUGCCACAACAGGAAGCUCAUCUUCUUUAGAAUCAUCUUUGACCUCGACCACUGGUGACAAAGCUGAGGCAGAGCGUAUGACAAUGUAUCGCUGCAUAAUAUCAAGCAUAAUGGAAAGUGAAACUUUAUAUGUUGAGUGUCUAGCCGUUCUUGUUCAGUAUAUGAAAGCAAUGAAAGCAACUUUAGGAACAUCUCAACCAGUCAUUUCUGAACAGGAUCUAAAUACUGUAUUUUAUAAAAUUCCUGAUCUUCAUCGUUUGCAUCAAGCAUUCUUGGAAGGGCUACAGAAACGUUCUCUCAAUUGGGAUGGACGUCUUACCAUUGGUGACCACUUCAAAAUAAUGGCAAGCAAUAUUAAUGUGUAUGGAGCUUUCCUACAUAAUUAUUCUCGGGCUGUGGACACCGUUAGCCGGUGUUCAUCAAAUAGCACUCAGUUUAGUCAACUAACCAGGGAUAUACCUCUUCCAUCCCAGUCUGGUCAGAGUGUCUCCCUUGAAGAUCUACUACAUAAACCUGUGGCUAGAGUCCAGAAAAAUGCUCUUGUUUUACAUGAUCUUCUGAAGUAUACCCCAACCUCACACCCAGAUCACAAGACUUUAUCUGAGGCAUUAGAAAUGACUCAAAGCUUCCUGGAUGAAUUCAACAUGAUUAGAACAAAGGCUAUGUUUCCGGCUGCUGAUCGGGCUCAAAGAAGACUUGUUCGAAAUUCAUUUAUUGUAGAACUUGCUGAUGGGCAUAGGAAGUUAAGACAUCUCUUUCUAUUCAAUGAUGUUAUUGCUUGUGCUAAAUACAAGGCAUCUGGAAGAGAGAAAUUUACCUUUGAAUUGAAAUGGUACAUACCAUUGUCUGACAUUGUGAUAUUUGAAGAACCAGGGGUGGAACCAAGAGAAAGCUCUCCCCCUAACAUUGUUGCUUUGAAGAGUGCUGCAUCUACUGUGCGUGACCAAUUGCUUUGGGAGACAAGAGCCUCUGGUAUUGGUGCAGAAAGACAACGAAGAUCAUCCCGAUCUGAAAAGCAUCGCAAAAAGCUGGCUGAUUUAGAGGCGCAGUUGGUUUUGGCAUCUCCAAACCUCGUCUUUCGAGUAGGUAACCGUACGUCAAGAGUUUACACAUUCUUCCUUUCAUCUGAAUUUGAAAGGACUCAGUGGAUUGAAGCAGUACAUGCUUUACAGAGUUCUCAAUUGCCUGGACCAGCUGUGACUGUAUCAAUGCUUGAACUUCAAGCUUGGAUUACAGCCUGCCGUACUUAUCUUAAGACAAAUAUGGGCUCAUACCUCUUACGCUCUGGCAAAGAUGAAAGUUUAUUGGUGGGUGACCUCCAUUUAACAUUAAAGGAACUCACAGGACUUGAUCAAGCAGCUGAUCUUUACAUUUGUAUUGAGUUAGAUUCAUAUGGUCACUAUUUCCGCAAGGCAAAGACGAAAUUAGUCUGCAACACCUCUUCUCCUCGUUGGGAUGAGUCAUUUGUGAUUGAACUUGAAGGUGCCCAAAAUCUAAGGAUUUUGUUGUAUGAAGAAGCUGCUGAAAGACCAGUGCUCCGUGCUAAAUGCACUCAUAAACUGAGCCGGUCGUGGUUGUCAGAACAGAAACUUGUUGAACAAACAGUUGAGUUAAACAACUUAUAUCUCUCACUCUCAUUGCGAUUUGUCCCAAGUGAGGUUACCUUACGAAGGGUUCCUACUGCCAAAGCAGGAGCCUUGUUUGGAGCAAAAAUACAUCUAGUGUGCAAGAGACAGAAACGCCCUGUCCCAUUCAUCAUCACAAGUUGCAUACGUGAGGUUGAGCGACGAGGAAUGAAUGAAGUAGGAGUUUAUAGAGUGUCAGGCUCUGCAUCAGAUCUAUCACGUCUCAAAAAAUCUUUUGAAACUAACUCAUAUGAAGCUGAACAGUUAUUGAAGGAUGUUGAUAUUCAUUCAGCUACAGGAGUUCUUAAACUGUACUUGAGGGAGUUGCCAGAAGCCCUCUUUACUGAUGAACUUUAUCCCAAAUUUUUUCAAGCAUUCAAUGGUAGUCGAGAGGGUGAUGUUCGCAAUCAAGCCUUGGAACAGUGCUUCACUCUACUUCCUCCACUUAAUCAAGGCAUCAUUAAUUAUAUAAUCAGUCACCUCAUUCGUGUAAACCAACAUGAGGCUCAGAACAAGAUGUCACUGCACAACCUGGCUACUGUAUUUGGACCAACUCUCCUGCGACCUGGAACCAAAUCUGACAACAAUAAAUCAAGGGACCCGCUUGCUGCUGGAACCGUGGAUGUAAUGGCACAGGCUGGUAUACUAUAUCAUUUUCUACAACAAGCUUUGAAGUAAAAGCAGCUAAAUAGGCAACCUAUUUUUUGUGGGGUUCUGGGUUAUUUACCUUAAUUGAUCAAUUUCAACAACGAAAAUUGUGAUUAACCCUUUGUCAAUUUGGUAAUUGGUUAAGUAGAGUAUACUUAUUAUUUGCUCACUUCUGAAUGCAGGAUCAUCAAAAAGUUUACCCAAUGUUCCUCUCAAAUAUGAAUAUCAGUAUUCCUGUAAGACAUGUGUUAUACAUUCGUGUGUUUGGAGCGUUUCCAAAGACUGCUAAUUUGCAGAGUUUUACAGUAAAGACCUCUUUUCUUUACUUGUUGAUAUGUACUUUUGAACACACUAAAAGAAUGUGAUAAAUUUAAUUUCAAGGUCCAACUUAUUUAUAUCAUUGUACUGGAUUACGUAAUUCUCUACAGCAAAUUUGAAUUCAGAGGCAUGAUCAUUUUGCUUGAUUUCAUGUCUAAUUGGACCGACUCUGUAGACAUUGUCAUUUUUAUAUACUUCAGAUUUCUUUUCUCCACAGAUGAUCCUUAUCAUUUUUGUUGUUGUUGUUGCUGUUGUCAUCUUUUGAUGGCACACACAUCAAUACAUACUUACGUGUGUACCAAUUAUUCCCCGUUGUACAUUAAGAAUUAAUGUUUAUAAGAGAUAGGCCCCAUGGCUUGAUUUAAAGAUUUAUUAGUUUUCUAAGAAACAGGGAAGGGUGGGGUGGGUUGGAAACCUAUAGCAGGUAUAGGACUCUUUGGUGGGUGAAGUGAAGUGGGUGACCAAUUUAGUUACCGAGCAGUAGUCCAGUUCCUUCCAUGCUGGACUUGGUGGGCUGUGGACAGUAUGCAUCAUGUCGCCAAGGAAUUUUAGUCCCCCUUGUUUACAACCUUUUAUUGUAUUCUACAUCACACUUUCACAAAUCCCCUCUUAUAUAAGACUUUCUUGUGUUCCUCUUUUUAUAUUGUAUUUUUACACUUCUAUUUCUGGCAACUAUAUUUGAGAAUGCAUAGCAAGGUUUUUUGUCUGUUACUUUUGUAUCCAAUCUAUUGACUGAUCUUUAACACAUCACUUUCAUCUGUUAUGUUCAACUCUUACAAAGUUGGACCCAUAGAUUCCUUUCCGUUAUUUAUGUUAUUAAUUUGUAGUCCAUUGUUCCAUACCCCAUCUUGAGAACAUUAUUGUUACUCUAGUUUUAAAUCAUCUCUGUGUCAAUUUAGAUCAUCUAAAUAUAAUAUAGAAUCUUUUGAAUGCUCAAAAGUGUCCUGCGCUGAAAACAAAUCCGUAAAAUUAAGUACAUCUGCAUCUGAAAUUAUACUUCAUUUUUACUAAUAUUUAUUUCCCCUAUUUAAAUCAUUGAUUCUUGAAAAUGUAUGUUAACACUUGAAAGAAGAUUCCAUUUUUAUUUGUUGUUACCUGGUAUUGGUCUCAAAUAGUAUUAUUCAUUAUAGAAUCCAUUAUGUAGCUUUCGUCUGUCUUGGAGUCCUUUUUAAGCCCUUUUCAAUGGAAGUGCUUUAAGCAUUCCAAUUCAGAGUCAUAUGACUGGCAUAUUUAUUUUGCAGGACUUAUUUCAGUUUAUUAAGAAGUGUGCCAAAGUUGAGUUUUUAAUUACAUGCCUCCAUUUUUAAAUAAUAAAAUCCAUAGUUGAUAAGUUCAACUCACGGAAAUUUAUGAACAUUUUAUUGUUGAUGUAGAGUGUUCAUCAACAAUUUUCAUGAACAUCAUUUUUCAGGUGAAUGCUACACGCACAUUUGCUUUCACCUAGUGUUUAUCUUGACAAGACUUAUUGUUACCAAGUAAAAAUGACUGUGGUGACGCAUCAAUGCAAAGAAUUGUUUUUGGUUUUUUUACAAAGGCAAGAUUCUCUCCAUUUGAAAUAAUUAAAUUGUGAAUGGACCAUAUUUUAUUAAUAUCAUCAUCAAAUUGCUCAAGUGUGUCCUGCAGAAUUGGUUUUACAUGGGGUAACUUUCCUGACCAUUAGUGGAUUAUUAUUGUUAAUCUAUCAUUUAUAUGUAACAUAAGUGUUUCAUCUUUUAAAAAAAUUUAUUUUGCUUUCUUUUGUAUGUGUGAAUUCUUCCUUUGACGGAGUUAAACAUCUAAGGGCAUUGGUCGUGUUGAAACUCGACUAGUCAGUUCUUGCAGUGUUAUGAAGGAGGUUGAGCAUUACUAUUGGUGCAUAUUAGUUAUACCAGUCAAUAUUAUCAUCUAGUCAUAGAGAGCAGCUUAAAGCAAAAUGUUAUCUACAAAUAUUUGUUGUAGUGAUAUCAAUUUGAGAAGGAAUUUUAGAGUUAGCAGAAAUAUGCUUCUGAAUAACAUCUAAAAAAAGUUUAUCACUGUACUUGCCAGAGGCUCUUUGCUAUUCAAUAUUCAUACUGUUUGUACAGGUACAUAUUUGUUAUUAUCUUUCCUAUUUUGCAUUAUUUUCAUUCAUGUUUUGCCUUAUAUUUAUAAAACUUUACUGUGCUUGACAGUUUUAUUUUCAAACUUCAUACAUUAUGCAGAAAUGUAGUUUAGGCGAUAUAGAAUAAUAAAACUAGUACGUGCAGUUCA
This is a messenger RNA of Frankliniella occidentalis (western flower thrips), 6172 nucleotides long. RefSeq names its product active breakpoint cluster region-related protein (gene RhoGAP1A). Gene Ontology annotation, biological process: intracellular signal transduction; positive regulation of GTPase activity. Lineage: Eukaryota; Metazoa; Arthropoda; Insecta; Thysanoptera; Thripidae. Gene Ontology annotation, cellular component: membrane. The transcript has 14 exons. Gene Ontology annotation, molecular function: guanyl-nucleotide exchange factor activity; GTPase activator activity. Bases 116 to 3655 code for a protein of 1179 amino acids. The record is from RefSeq and is a predicted model, not a curated record.